Messenger RNA from Rhipicephalus microplus (southern cattle tick), 1707 nucleotides. Its product is annotated as solute carrier family 13 member 2. Gene Ontology annotation, molecular function: citrate transmembrane transporter activity; succinate transmembrane transporter activity. NCBI's taxonomy places the organism in Eukaryota, Metazoa, Arthropoda, Arachnida, Ixodida, Ixodidae. The record is from RefSeq and is a predicted model, not a curated record. Gene Ontology annotation, biological process: citrate transport; transmembrane transport; succinate transport. Gene Ontology annotation, cellular component: plasma membrane.
AUGGCGAGUAUCGUGCCCCGCGGUCUAGACUACAUCUUGUAUUUUGACAACUGGUUUUGCGGCGUGGACUUACAAGUAGUCCUCAAGAAGGUUGGAAUCAGUUCCGUAGGAACAGUACGCGAGGCUCGCCUAAAAGGAUGCAAACUUCCAUCCGACAAAGAUCUGAAGAAGAAAGGGCGUGGCUCUUACAUGGAAAUGGCGACCACAUUUGAAGGGGUGAGCCUGAGGGCUGUCAAGUGGUUUGACAACCGCCCCGUGACUUUACUGUCCACGUUUGCUUCAGCGUCACCCGAGCAGGCCGUGAAGCGCUUCGACAAGAAGACCCGAACGACUGUGAGCAUACCCCGCCCUGCUAUUGUCGGCAUCUACAAUGAAUGUAUGGGAGGUGUUGAUCUUUUGGACAUGCUUGUGGCACUCUACCGCAUCCACAACACGGUUCUCCUGACGCUGGCAGCCAUCAUGAUGUCGAUCGCGAUCGAGACGACGAACCUGCACAAGCGCAUCGCGCUCUGGGUGCUGCUUCAGUGCGGCCAGUCUCUGCGCAACAUCAUGGCCGGCUACACGGUCGCCACGUUCCUCAUCACGCUGCUGCUCAAGAACAGCGCCACGGCGGACAUCAUGGUGCCCGUUGUGGACGCCACCGUGCACGAGAUACACUACAUCUACAUGAAGGACAUGUACACGCAGUGCUUCGGGGCGGACGCCAAGAAGAGGCCGUCGGUCUCCUACAUUGCCAACGCUCUCAAGUUGGACGACAUUAGUAUGCGACAAAUAACGACGAGGUUCAUCAAGAUCCGCAAGGUAUUGCUCAUCAUGGUGGCCUACACAGCCAGCCUCGGCUCAGUGGGUACUCUAAGCGGUACCAUCACAAACUACGUCACCAAGAUGAUCGUCACCUCUGCGAUGGACUUCAAGAAGGAGGAUGUCCACGACGCCUUUCUGGUGAAGUACAGAAGCCUAGGCAAGAUCACCGCCGCCGAGAAGGUUGUCGUGGUCGUACUGGCCGUAGUGUUCUUCCUGUGGUCGACCAGGAGGGCUGUCUUCUUCAAGGGCUGGGCCAACUGGUUCCACAUGAGUGCUGUGGACGACACGUCCGUUGCGUUCAUGGCCGUGGCGGUGCUGUUCGCGGUGCCCAUGUCAAGCGACAACCUGCAGAAGCGCAUCCUCUCUUGGAGCGUAGUUAAACACAAGAUGGCGUGGGGUAUGCUGCUCACCUUCGGUGGAGGGCUCGCCCUUGGAGUGGCCAGCGAGAUCACGCAGCUCUCCGCAGAGUUCGUGGUUGUGAUCGAGAGUCUGAACAUCCAGACGCCGCUGCAAAUGCAGGUUCUCAUCUCGCUCGGUGCGGCGACGCUCACGGAGUUCACGCCCAACGACGCAGCCGCCACAAUGCUGCUGCCCGUCGUGAUCUCCUUGGCCUGCAAGCUCAGGCUGAACCCUUUGUACCUGGUGUUCCCGGUGUGCCUGUCAGUGACGCAGGCAUGCAUCUUUCCGGCAUCCUCCUCGGUCAUCGCCAUUAUCUGCGAUGAGGGACACGUCACUACUAAGGACUUGCUGAUACCAGGCAUCAUCGUGAAGUUCUUCUGCCAGAUCGUCAACCUGGCCUUCAUCAACACGCUGGGCAAUUACGUCUUCAACUUGCAGACUUUUCCAUCAUGGGCGUCAGCCUGCUUCAGCAGUGCGCCCUCUUUCGGCCCCAUCCCUCAUUAA